CUCUUUGGCGGUUGUUGUGAAAGGCGGGAGGCCGGCGGGGAGACUUGCCUGCCUGGUUUUUCUUCCAUGGAGGCUUCCCCAGAGCUGAGCAGCUCGGUUGAGCGUUGGAGGAGGCGCUAUCUGAGUGGAGAGGAUUAUUUUUUGGAUGUAACACAAGCCAAAAGUAAAAGUAGAAGGGCCCUGAUAGCUACAGGAAACAGCUCACUUGAUGAUACAGUUGCAUCUAUACUGAUAAAUUCCUCACAAUCAAAACUUCUGUACUAUAGAAGAAAGCAUAACAGAACAUUUUUGGACUCCUCAAAAACUUUGAAAAACUUGGCUUGGCCAGAUGAUGACUUGGAUUCCCUAUAUAGUUCAGACCAGCUUCAUAUACAGCCAGAACUGAUUGGUGAUUUACUUGGAAGUAGUGAAAUCCAAAGUGAAGGCAUAUGCUCAGAAACAGAUACUACUCUGCCAUCCACUUUAACAGUGGCCACAUACUGUGAUUAUAAUAGUGAAGGUGAUGCAGUAAGAGAGAGCGUGAGCAUUUCUGAAACCCAAGAGCUGAAUGGGGAAAGCCUGGUAACACCUCAGUUUAAUCAAAUUUAUCAUGAAUUAUCUAUCAUCCAUCAGAAGCUACAGCAAGAGAAAUUAAGUCAGCAAGAGUAUGCUUUGAAACUUGAAAAGCGAGAACACUUCGUAGCUGAACGGGAAGUCCAGCUUUGUAGGCAUGAAGUUGCUUUGACCAAGAUAAGAGGCGUUGAAGAGGAAGUUCACACAAAAUUUCAGAUUAUGAAGGAGCAACAUGCAGCUGAAAUACAGGAGUUGUCCGAUACCUUGAAAGAAAAAACAAAGGAGAACAAAAGGCUGAAGACAUCAUUUGAAACAUUAAAGGAGCUGAAUGACACCUUGAGAAAACAGUUAAGUGAUGUGACUGAGCAAAACAAGAAGCUGGAAGUCCAGUCUCGAAAAGUACAGGCUCGUUUAGAAAAUUUGCAGAGAAAGCAUGAAUUUUUAUUAAUACAGAGAUCUAAAGAAGCCACAUUACAAGACAGUAAACCUGUGAAGUCAGAAAAAGUGAUAGCACCAUCAAAAGCUUAUAAAUUACCACUUAAUUCACAUAUCUAUGACCUGUUGACGGUAUUAAUGGACUGGAUCUCGGAGCAGCACCUCUGCAAACUGAUUGUUGAGGAAGAGAAAGGAAACAUUCACAAGCUGACAGGCACACUUGCUUCCAACAGAAACUACACACAGGAGAAAUGUGUCAAACUUUUGCCUCUCGUUGCGGAACAACUUCAGUGGUUGCCCUUUGUGACUCCUAACCUGCACUUCCCUGUGGUUAAGUGCAUCUACUGGGCUGUAAGGCAGUUAGAUGGAAGUACCCAGCAUGCAACAAUGACCUCAACCAUGAGAAGGCUGGGUGAAGACUUAUUUAAAGGUGUUGCCCCUAAGGGAAGUCAAUACAGUACUUCUGAACAUGCUACUGAUUCCAAGCCCAAGACUGCAUCUUUCUUUAAAAGUUGUAGUUUAUCUUUACGAGUUGUAUCAACUUUAAUUAUAAUCAAAGUGGUUACACAAGCUGAUUAUUUGGCACAGGCCUUUGAUUCACUUUGCAUUGAUCUGAAGACAGAUGAAGGGAAAGUCUUAUUUUUGGACUACCAAGCUGUGCCCAUUAUAUUGACUCACCUGAGAACAUCAAGGAAAGGCCUCCUUUCCAAUGCCAUUGACAGUUUACUUCAGAUGACAACAGAAUCUAGGUAUUUGAAUCAUUUUCUGGAAGCUUGUAGCAAUGAGCUCUUUUUCCGCACUUGUUCUGUGCUACUUCGAAAUUCUACACUUGAUACUCAGCUCCUGGAGAAACUCAGCAUUCUGCUUCAAAAACUUUCAAAAAUCAAGAGUAAUAAGAAGAUGUUUGAGCUGUUUACUAUCCACCUGAUGAUUCAAGAGCUACUGAGGACAGCACAUCCAGAUCAUGCCUUUUUAUGUAUUAACCUUAACUCAAUUCUCUUUAAUUUGGGUUUAAUAAAAAACAACCCCCUUGAAAAUAGUCAAAAUGCAAGUGACUAGCAGAUUGCAUUUUAUUAAAUCUUGUUUCCAGUGGCUUGUUUGUGUUAUAUGAACUAACAAGAUGUGGAAUGGGAAUUGUCACAAUAGGUGUCUUGAUUGUACCAGCCUUCAGAAUGCAUCAGUUAGAAUUGCUUUAAUGAGAAUUUUUCAGUUUUAUAAUGCUGGAUUGUUUACCUGUCAGUACGUUACUUGUUUUAGACUGGUCUUAAGCCAAAAGGACAGGCAUACAGCAGCCCACAAUACCUUGUCCUUGCGAUGUGACCAAUCCUGCCAAAGCCGAAUAGAGCCACAGACAGCAUCAUUUUGCAUAAGUAAUCUUGCAUCCAUUUGGACAGGGCAGGCAAUAGGGAUAAAAUGGACACAUUGUGGAGCUUCACAGAAACUUAAUGCAUCCAUUUUUGUUUAGAAACCAUGAAAAAAUCAUGGCACAAAAUUUUGAUAUGUCAAUUGAAGCCAGAGAAAUGUGGUUGGAAGCCAGCCUGUGUCCUAUGACCUGUAGGUUGCUUAACCGGUCAGUACAGAAAGAAUAGUAAUAUUCUUUUGCCUGGGCAGCUGGACCUUCUCUACAGAUUGUCAUUUCCUCCUCAUAAUGUUUGACCCCAAGGUUUCAGUGAUAAUUGACAGGAUCAGAUUUCCUGGCACUUUCAUCCCAGAAGAUAGUGUUUCACUGAGGUCAGUGGUAUAUCUUUUCAUUAAAUAUGUGUUUACCUGUUUUGUGGAAGUUAUUAGUAGCUGGAAAGAUUGGUGUUGGCCUAUGGAAAGAGAGCACUGAUUUUUAGCUGAGUUUCCAAGAACUGCUUUGUCAGUGUUAAGAAUGUGGUGUACCUGAAGACUGUUGCUAUGGGUCACCCUCAGAAGAAGCCUACUUCAGACCAUUUCAAGUUAAGCAAUAAUCUAUAGAACCAUGCAUGUUUUCAAAAUUAUUUUAAAGACAUGCUUCAAAACACGUGAAAACACAACUAUUUAAAGUAGCUAUAUAAGAAGGCACAUUAAAGACAUAGUUGCUUUAAAGAGAUUGUGUGCUUGUGCUAUAAUGCAUUCCAAAGUACCUCUUCUGAAUCAUUGAGCAGAACAUUUAAAACAUUUCCUGAUUUUUUUAUGUUAGAAAAAGCCCAGUUAUUAAACCCAUAAUCUUGGAAGAUACUAAUUUACUCUCUGAUAUUUUCUAUAUGCAGGGUCUCAUAAGGUUCAAAAAUAAUUUCCAUUUUAUCCUUUAUGUGUAUUUAUUGUCUAUUGUCAUGUUAUAGUGAGUAAUCCAGUUUUACAUCAUUUUAAUGUAAUAAAAUAACAAUCUU
Messenger RNA from Python bivittatus (Burmese python), 3341 nucleotides. RefSeq names its product coiled-coil domain containing 138 (gene CCDC138). The record is from RefSeq and is a predicted model, not a curated record. Lineage: Eukaryota; Metazoa; Chordata; Lepidosauria; Squamata; Pythonidae.